AUGUCAAAAUCACCAGCAAUUUAAUUUCAAGAGAACAUGUAAACGCAAUAUUCGAAUAAAGCAAAAUGGGGAGUCCUCUUUGCAUUUUGUUAUCUAGCAUUUUCAAAUGUUCUUGGUUUUGUGAGCUAUUCUCCUAUUUCUAGUAAUGCCGCCCUCUAUUAUUAAAUAUCACUUAAUGAUCUAUUCUGGAUUGGCAAUAUGUAUUACAUUACAUUCUUUGUUUUUGGUCCACUUUUUAUUCCAUUAUUAGAAAAAAGAUUAGACCUGUGUUUGAAAUUAGCCUCAAUUCUAACAACACUAGGAACUUGGAUUGUUUGGGUAGCCUAAUCCAAUUAUGUUGUCUGUUUAAUUGGCUACUUCUUUGUUGGAAUCAGCGAAGCAUUCUAUUUAGGUGUGCCAGUUUAUUUAUCAGAAGUCUGGUUUACUGCUUAUGAUAGAACAUUGGCAACAUGUUUCGGUAGUUAUGCUACUUUAGCAGGUAUCAUGAUUUCUUAUACUUAUUCAUCCUUUUAAUUCUUUGGAAUUGAAGAGGAACAAGUGGUACAUAAUAAAAUUAAUAAUUUGAAUCUAAUUAUAGCCAUUCUUAAUUCACUCUCCAUUCCAAUUUGUUUCAUUUUUAUCAAAUUUAAGAAUUAGUUAGGAAAAACAACAGAAGAUAAUAUCAACUUCCUGACAUAAUUUUUCAACAUAUUUAAGAAAGAGGAAUUUUUUCUAGAUCUCUUGGCAUUUUCUAUUUUUAUUGGAAUUUCAUGGGUUUAUAUAUCUGUAAUUUCAUUAUAAUUGUACAUUUUUGGAUUUACACAAUUGGAGGUUGGAAUAACUGGAAUCUUUUUUACUGGAUCAGGAAUUUUGGCAGGCAUUUGGUGUUCUUUUAAAUUAGAUUAAGAAGCGAAACAAGGUAAACAACCCAACUAUGAUAUUUUCAUAAAAAUAACUACCUUGAUUGGAUUCUUUGCUCUUCUUUUUUAGGCUUUUACUAUACAAUACUUAUCUCUUUGGGCAUUGAUUCUAUUAAAUAUUUUCAACGGUAUUGGGUUGAAUGUGAUUUACCCAGUAGCUAUUGAAGCUUUUGUAGAAAAGUUAUAUCCAAUAAAGUCUCUGAUUGUGGCAACAUGGGUAUUUGGAUUUGCAAAUUUACUUGGAUUUGCUCUUAAUUAUCUUUUAAUCUUACCAGUAAUUAUGAAAUAUGGUUUAUGGCUCACUUUAGCAAUUCUAACUCCAUUUGAAUUAUAUUUUAUUCUUUUUUAUAAAUCAAGAUAUCGUAGAUUCGAGUUAUCUAAUUGA
Paramecium tetraurelia is the source of this 1284-nucleotide messenger RNA. RefSeq lists its product as uncharacterized. Gene Ontology annotation, cellular component: membrane. The transcript is spliced from 5 exons. The record is from RefSeq and is a predicted model, not a curated record. Lineage: Eukaryota; Ciliophora; Oligohymenophorea; Peniculida; Parameciidae.